CAGUACGGCAUCGGAGCACCCCUGGCGCCGCCGCUCGCCCAGGCGUUCUACUACGGAGCCGCGGCUGCUACAGCCACGCCUUACGGCAUGGGGCUUGACCACGCCACGUUGAAAGACCUCAUCAAGAAGCAGAUCGAAUACUACUUCAGCCCUGACAACUUGGCGCGCGACUUCUUCCUCCGCCGCAAGAUGGCGCCCGACGGAACCAUCCCCGUCACUCUCAUCGCGUCAUUCCACCGCGUGCGGGCGCUGACGGCUGACGUCCAGCUGGUGUUGGACGCCAUCCGGGACUCGGACAAGCUGCAGCUGAUAUCCGGCUUCAAGGUGACUAUCAGUGUAACUAGCGACGGAACCAUCCCCGUCACUCUCAUCGCGUCAUUCCACCGCGUGCGGGCGCUGACGGCUGACGUCCAGCUGGUGUUGGACGCCAUCCGGGACUCGGACAAGCUGCAGCUGAUAUCCGGCUUCAAGGUGACUAUCAGUGUAACUAGCGACGGAACCAUCCCCGUCACUCUCAUCGCGUCAUUCCACCGCGUGCGGGCGCUGACGGCUGACGUCCAGCUGGUGUUGGACGCCAUCCGGGACUCGGACAAGCUGCAGCUGAUAUCCGGCUUCAAGGUGACUAUCAGUGUAACUAGCGACGGAACCAUCCCCGUCACUCUCAUCGCGUCAUUCCACCGCGUGCGGGCGCUGACGGCUGACGUCCAGCUGGUGUUGGACGCCAUCCGGGACUCGGACAAGCUGCAGCUGAUAUCCGGCUUCAAGGUGACUAUCAGUGUAACUAGCGACGGAACCAUCCCCGUCACUCUCAUCGCGUCAUUCCACCGCGUGCGGGCGCUGACGGCUGACGUCCAGCUGGUGUUGGACGCCAUCCGGGACUCGGACAAGCUGCAGCUGAUAUCCGGCUUCAAGGUGACUACCGUCAGUGUAACUAGCGACGGAACCAUCCCCGUCACUCUCAUCGCGUCAUUCCACCGCGUGCGGGCGCUGACGGCUGACGUCCAGCUGGUGUUGGACGCCAUCCGGGACUCGGACAAGCUGCAGCUGAUAUCCGGCUUCAAGGUGACUACCGUCAGUGUGACUAGCGACGGAACCAUCCCCGUCACUCUCAUCGCGUCAUUCCACCGCGUGCGGGCGCUGACGGCUGACGUCCAGCUGGUGUUGGACGCCAUCCGGGACUCGGACAAGCUGCAGCUGAUAUCCGGCUUCAAGGUGCGAACAGCGUUCGAGCCGACAAAAUGGCCGAUCCUGGACAUCACUAACCACGAAGACAGCGAUAAGGUUGAAAGAAAACCAGAUUACAAGCCGAAAGACGCGCCGAAUCCCGAAUCCGAGGCCGAAAAGCCGCAUUCCGACUCUGAGCACGCCGAAGCCGAAGUCGUAGCCGAAAAGCCGAACGUUGAGGCCGAAACUUCGAUUGAGACUGUUUCGGCUGAGGAGUCAAAAAACGAGGAGUCGAGCAUGGAAAUGGAGGAGCAGAAGGAAGCGCCGAGUAUAGCAGAGAAAGAAAUUGAAGAGAGCAUACAGAAGGUCGAAGAAUUGACGUUGACAACGAGUGAAAAAGUAGAGGAAACUCAGCCAGAUCCAGACGCCGUCGAAUCGCCGACGGAAGACGACCCAGACAAGAAGAACGAUUCCAUAGACGACCCGCCGCUGCAGUCCGAAGCCAGCGACGAGAAACCCGGCGAGAAACGACGCAGGAAGCAAAUGGUGGGCAUAUUCCCUCUCGCCACGAUGGGCGGGCCGCUCGUCGCGCCCGUGUCGAGCCUUCUGAAGGCAGUGCCGCCGCCGCCCUUGCCCAGGUGA
Molecule: messenger RNA, 1806 nt
Organism: Ostrinia nubilalis (European corn borer)
Lineage: Eukaryota; Metazoa; Arthropoda; Insecta; Lepidoptera; Crambidae
Exons: 6
Coding region: 88-1806 (572 amino acids)
Biological process (GO): positive regulation of translation
Cellular component (GO): cytosol; cytoplasmic stress granule
Molecular function (GO): RNA binding
Source: RefSeq, a predicted model, not a curated record